AUGAGACCUAAAACGAGGACUUGUUUCAAGAAAGAGAGAACUCUACAAGAAUAUAUCAACCAUGGAGACCUAGAAGCUCAAUGGGAUUGUGAAGACUGGCACGGCCGCCGCAAGAUUGACGGUUCAUCGACCACUACACCGACCUCGGACUUGGGCCUGACAAUGAAUAAAGAGAAGG
Molecule: messenger RNA, 178 nt
Organism: Acaulospora colombiana
Lineage: Eukaryota; Fungi; Glomeromycota; Glomeromycetes; Diversisporales; Acaulosporaceae
Source: the annotation of a GenBank genome assembly